Molecule: messenger RNA, 2409 nt
Organism: Equus caballus (horse)
Lineage: Eukaryota; Metazoa; Chordata; Mammalia; Perissodactyla; Equidae
Gene: MBD3
Product: methyl-CpG binding domain protein 3
Biological process (GO): negative regulation of transcription by RNA polymerase II; DNA methylation-dependent constitutive heterochromatin formation
Cellular component (GO): nucleus
Molecular function (GO): methyl-CpG binding
Source: RefSeq, a predicted model, not a curated record
CGGGCGGCGGCGGCGGCAGCGGCGGCGGGCCGAGGAGCCGGGCGCUAUGGAGCGGAAGAGGUGGGAGUGCCCGGCGCUCCCGCAGGGCUGGGAGAGGGAAGAAGUGCCCAGAAGGUCGGGGCUGUCGGCGGGCCACAGGGAUGUCUUUUACUAUAGCCCCAGCGGGAAGAAGUUCCGGAGCAAGCCGCAGCUGGCGCGCUACCUGGGCGGCUCCAUGGACCUAAGCACCUUCGACUUCCGCACGGGCAAGAUGCUGAUGGGCAAGCUGAGCAAGAGCCGGCCGCGCGUGCGCUACGACUCGUCCAGCCAGGCCAAGGGCAAGCCCGACCUGAACACGGCGCUCCCCGUCAGGCAGACGGCAUCCAUCUUCAAGCAGCCGGUGACCAAGAUCACCAACCACCCCAGCAACAAGGUGAAGAGCGACCCGCAGAAGGCCGUGGAGCAGCCGCGGCAGCUCUUCUGGGAGAAGAAGCUGAGCGGUCUCAACGCCUUUGACAUCGCCGAGGAGCUCGUGAAGACCAUGGACCUCCCCAAGGGAUUGCAAGGCGUGGGGCCCGGCUGCACAGAUGAGACCCUGCUCUCGGCCAUCGCCAGUGCACUGCACACCAGCACCAUGCCCAUCACGGGGCAGCUCUCGGCCGCCGUGGAGAAGAACCCCGGCGUGUGGCUCAACACAGCCCAGCCGCUCUGCAAGGCCUUCAUGGUGACCGACGAGGACAUCAGGAAGCAGGAGGAGCUGGUGCAGCAGGUCCGCAAGCGGCUGGAGGAGGCGCUGAUGGCCGACAUGCUGGCCCACGUGGAGGAGCUGGCCCGGGACGGGGAGGCGCCACUGGACAAGGGGGGCGCCGACGAGGAGGACGACGAGGAGGAGGACGAGGAGGAGGAGGAGCCCGACCAGGACCAGGAGAUGGAGCAUGUCUAGAGCAGGUGCCGCUGGCAGGCGGUCCCAGACCAGCUGGCGCAGUGGCUGUGGGGCUGGAGGACGUCUGGGGUCCUGGGACCUGCCGCGCGUGGCGGUGGUGCCGGGCCAGAGCCCCAUGAACCCUGCAGGACGCCCGUGGGCACUGACAGGCCCGUCCCCUUUGCCCGGAGGCCCCGCCCGCAGACUCACCCUCACCUGUUGGGACCAGGCUCGGUGGCCUCUCUUUGCCCUUCCCAGGCGUGUCCCUUCCCCGGGCUGCAGGGCAGUGGGGGCACAGCUGGAGGACGGCCCCUCGCCCUGUGCACCCCAUGUUUGCUCUUCUCUAAGGGGCCUGGAGCCGACAUGCCAGAGGCUCCUCGGGGUCACCCCUCCACAGACUCGGGCUGCCGUGCCCCUGACAUUGCGGCCAGCCUUGUCCCUGUGGCCACCACCCCAAGCGCCUCAUUCAGGACAGCUGCCGCCAGGUGGGACGAUGUGGCGGGGCCAGGCCUCGUGGCAGGGGUCAGGAUGGCUCCCUGGGCACCUGCCCCGCUGGGCAAAGCCGGGGCGCUCGGAGCGCAGCCGAAGGCAGAUGGCACAGGUGUGUCCUUCCCUGACCGAGGUGCAGACCGGUGGAUGUGGGCCCUGCCUGGCCUCCGCUGGCCGCGCAGACGGGAGCACAGGCCGCGCCUCUGGAAGCCUUGCUCCCCGCAGUUGGCCGCCCGGCCUGGGGCUCAGCUGCCAGCACCGGAGGACACUUGUGGCCAGCGUGUGCGUGGCCGGACUUUCAAGGCCGGGGCUCCAAGACAGCUCCGCAUUGGCCAACCUCCGUGCCUCAGUUUCCCCCUGUUCCCAGGGACAGUGACGCCUGGCUCUCGGGGCUGCAGGCUCUCAUGCUGCCCGGCCGGACCUGGCUGGGGCCACGGCUGCUCUGCCUUCCUGUCCCGGGCGUGUCUCUGGCCGAGCAUUUCCCAGGGAGCAGGGGUGUCAGGAUCCGGCCUGAGUGCCUUGGUGAGGGGGGUGCCCACCAUCCCCACCUCGGUCCCAGGAACACCCUCGGGGGCCCCGCCGGCCCUGCCCGCAUCGGCCUUAAGCCCCCAGAGGGUCCCUGGGUCAGUUGGAGGCACCGGCCCUGCCCUGCCAGCAGCCUGUGACCAGCGGGAAGGCCCCGGUGGCCGCCUCACCUGGCCGGGCGCCCUGGCUGAUCCGGGGUCUGGGGGUGGUGGGAGCCCCCCUGAGCGUGGGAGGUUGCUGCCCGUCGGUGGCCCAGGAUGCCGGCUGACCGCAGCCCCCCGCGUCAAGUUGAAGCACAAAUCCUCAAAAAUGGUAGACUCUGCAGCCGGGGGCCACCGGCCAGGCACCACGGGCCCCCAGGAAGGCCCCUCCCCUGAGGGCCAGAUGUCCCACCCCUCCUGGAGGCCGGGCGGGAGGGGAUGCCAGGUGGGGGCCUGGCCGGGGGUUGCGAGGUGUCCUGUGGGCAACUGAAUAAAGCCAUCUCUGUGCGCGCA